Mercenaria mercenaria is the source of this 3499-nucleotide messenger RNA. Its product is annotated as alpha-(1,3)-fucosyltransferase C-like. Gene Ontology annotation, cellular component: membrane. The transcript has a single exon. The record is from RefSeq and is a predicted model, not a curated record. The coding region runs from base 300 to 1673 and encodes 457 amino acids. Gene Ontology annotation, molecular function: alpha-(1->3)-fucosyltransferase activity. NCBI's taxonomy places the organism in Eukaryota, Metazoa, Mollusca, Bivalvia, Venerida, Veneridae.
AUAAUCAUACCUGCAUUGAAGAAACGUAUAAAGAAUUAAGAGAAAAGCUUUAGGCUUCAGUUACAAAAUACAGUGAUCUAUUUUUAAUUCAAUAUUGGCAUGAAUGAAGGGAAGUUUAGGCGCAGAUGAUUUAAGAAAUAACUUUGAAGAUUCGACCGCAAAACAACAAUAGUUUUAAUUUGUGUUACACAUACAGUUAUUCAUUUGGAUUUGUAAACAUAUUACAUGCAAAACUGUGCAUUGUGUGCUUAAAUAACUAAAUACAUUCGGAUUAUAUUCAACAAUAUCACAUUAAAACCAUGUUUACAUCACAUAAUAGCAACUACUACAUAAACAAAGUAACAGUUCCGAAGGUAUUUGUAUCGUUCUUAGUUUGUUUUUGUUUACUUUAUGUAAUUUUAGUGAAUCUAAGACUGCCAGUAUAUCAGCAAGAACCUCAGAUUAUGGCUAACAACACGAAAGUAUCAUUCUAUGUAAAUGGUCCCAAAGACGGAAAACAAAUUACGACAUCUGAAAAACAGACUAAACUGGUUCAACAUAAAACAAAGCAUUUAAUUGUUAACGAAAGUACUUAUCACCAGUCAGUGAAUAUAACGAUACCAUAUAAAGCUGAAAAAGAAAAGCUCAAGAAUGUAGGAGAUACAAAGAAUAAAAAAAGGAUAAAAAUAGUUGUGUAUUUUCCACGUCAAGUGAGAAUAUCAACCGAAAUAAGCAAAUUAAAAAUGAGUAAGUGCGAAAAUAAGAAUUGUUUUAUACAACAAAUUUAUGUAGAAAUAAAUGGUUCUAUCGUUGAUGCUGACGCUAUAGUAGUUCAAGGGAACAAUAUGCCAAACUUCCUUCCUGCUCGAAAAGAUGCAGAACAGGUUUUCGUCUUUUUAAAUAACGAACCACCUAUGUAUAUACAGCUGACUAAUCUGAACAAAAAUACUUUCAACAAUUAUUUUAACUGGACUAUGACAUACAGGACAGAUUCAGAUAUACCACUCUUAUAUGGUGAGAUAGUUCGUAAAAGGAAAACUUUUGAAGAAAAUGUAAAUAUCACGAUGAAAAGAAACGAGCGUUACAAAAUUGAUAAAAACACAGUCGUUGAAAAGAACUACUCUUUUAUUUUUCGAAAUAAGAGUAAAAAUGCCUUUUGGAUGGUGAGUCAUUGCUCAACGAAAUCAAAAAGAGAAAAUUAUAUUCAUAAAAUGAAAAACUUUACAGAGAUUGACCAGUUUGGACGAUGCAAUAAAAAGUCUGUGACAAGCAAAGCAUUGGACAGAAUGUCAAAACAGUAUAAGUUUUACUUAGCAUUUGAAAACACCCUUUGUAAUGACUAUAUAACAGAGAAAGUAUUCAACUGGUUUGCAAGUGAUGUUGUGCUUGUUGUACGAGGCGGGUGUGAUUAUUCGAAGUUUCUUCCUAAAGGUACCUAUAUAGAUGCCAACAAGUUUUCAACACCUGUUCAGCUAGCAAAAUAUCUGACCAAGCUAGGACGAAAUGAAAGAGGUUAUAUUAGGUUUUUGAAGAAAAAGGACGAAUACCAUGUGAUCAGAGAAUUAGAAAUGGUUCAGUUAGCAUUCUGUAACUUAUGCUUUAGGUUAAAUAAUAUAAAUGAAUACCGAAAUUCAGUUGCAAAUGUGUACAAGUGGUGGCAGAUGAAUGCAUGUUGGAAACCUAAGGAUCUAUAAAUUGGAAAUGUUUAACAUAUGUCGCACAGCAAGUGCUUGGAGAAUAACUAGCUACAGUGAAACACUGCCGUAGGGGAUGAGCAAAAUGCCCGAAUUAUCCAUGGUUCGAGCGACCCAAACAUUGACCAACAAACGAAGAAAAUUGAAGUUUGUUUUACCAAUUGCCAUCGGGACUUUUUGCACAGGAAACGGUGAUGCGUAAUAAUAACACACUCGUGACAUUUUCAAAAAAAAGUCUACCGACGUUUCAAUAAUUAUGUAAUUUGUAAAUGGCACAUGUGAAAAAACAACUAAGACUUUAUCUUUUUUUUUUAUUUAUCAAGAAAUGCAUAUAUAAAUUAAAUUUUCAUUCAUUCAUUCAUUCAUUUCAUUCAUUCAUUCAAAAACAAUACAGAAAUGGUCGCACUCAUUUUAGCAUAUGAAACAAUUAAAAACUUUAAAAUUUCAAAUAGUUCUUACUUCAAUAACUUUUGUAAUCCUUCAUGAAUUAAAAUUGUCUUUUCGUCAGAACACAGUAAGAUUAACACUGAGUACCGGAGCCACUGGCACGGAAUGACCAUUUUGAGAAGAUAGGUCAGUAAGAGAAAGCCAUGGACUGGUACUGACAGUUUAGAGAAGGUAAGCAAAACGACAUGGAAGAUUUUGAAAUUAUAAAUCUGACUUUUCCUUAUUUUCUGCCACUUUUAUUUGAAAAACUGUACUCGAAUUCGCAAUUUUCUUCUCCAAAUUAAGAUCUCAUAAUUAUCGUUCCUUUAUAUGCAUACAAGCACAGCUGAUCUCAGAAUUGUUUUUUUUUUUUCGAUCUUGCAGAAAAUGUGUAAAAAGUUAACUUGCUUGAAUAUAAAACAAACAGUAAUUGAUCAAUAUUUGAUAAAUAAAACUUUUCUUCAACUUUUCAUCAAUAAUUAAUCUCAUUAUCAGAUUAAAUAUACCGGAAUAGACCAUGCAAUUCUCAUGGCGUGCGAAUUUCAUUACGCUAAGUAACAUGCAUUAUUUAGAUCAAAUAGUUGAAAUGUACUCGGGUUUUAUCUCGAUGACUAUGUGUGACAUACAGAAAAUACAAUGUUUUAAAGCCAUACUGAUAUACACACACCAUUUAACAAAAAUACUCGGACAUCUUUUCAUAUAAGAUUUCUUAAAUUACCCUUUCCCCAUUCCUUUCAAUUCCCAGCUUGACUCUCUAAUAUCUUCGCUUUAGAUAAGGGCCUCGACAUCGGGAAAGCUAUAAAAACUUAUAUAUACCCGACUUACAUCGAAGCAUCUUUAUAUAUUUAUUUAUGGCCUGUACACGGUUUGAAACUGAAUAAAACUUAUUUUGUCUCUAUACAUCAAAUUGUAAAAUAGAAUUAGAUUGUUUAAAUGGCGCACUUCAUCUCAGUUGAUAAUCAAUUUAACAGUGAUCUAAAAUAUGUACUGUACAUAAUGUUAUACAUUGUAUAUGCAUUUAUAUUUGCCGCGCUUCUUGUUUUGUUAAGUUUUGGUACAUUGUAUAUAAAGCUUUACCAAUGAUACAAGGGAAGUACUGUAGUCCAGAUAUUUAAAGUAUGCUUUACAUUUUAAGCUGUGAGAACAGUAAUAUCAUAUAUGUUGUAAAUAUUUAUUUUAAAUAUUAAGUAAUGUCAUUUCAAAUCAGAACGAUUUCUGUUGUCCGCUCAUUUUGAAAAUAUGUAAUGUAUAGCUUAAAUUUGUGUGUUUAGUGUUUGUUCACUUUAUUCAUGUACUUGUUUACUUCAUGUACGCUGCUCACUUCGAUAUGUGCAAUUAUUUGCAAUUGUCUGUAUUACAUGUUUCUCAUCUUAUGGCGGAAUAAAAGAUAUCUAACUAUC